Molecule: messenger RNA, 2595 nt
Organism: Candoia aspera
Lineage: Eukaryota; Metazoa; Chordata; Lepidosauria; Squamata; Candoiidae
Product: vomeronasal type-2 receptor 26-like
Exons: 6
Coding region: 1-2595 (864 amino acids)
Biological process (GO): G protein-coupled receptor signaling pathway
Cellular component (GO): plasma membrane
Molecular function (GO): G protein-coupled receptor activity
Source: RefSeq, a predicted model, not a curated record
AUGUUGCUCUUCCUGGUGUUCUUGAUGAACAAAAUAGUUACUCUGAGCUGCCCUGCAGGUGAUGCCUUCCCUGUUCCACAGGAGUCGUACCAGCCUGGCCACCUCGUCAUUGGUGGGAUGGUGUCUCACAUUGUUUAUCACUUCUAUGACAUUCAGUUUAAUGAACAUCCUUCUCUAAAACUUUAUGGCUUGCCACUUGUAAUAACUAAAUUCUAUCAGGACGUCCUUGCCUUGGUCUUUGCUGUGAAGGAGAUCAAUGAGGACUCCCACAUCUUACCCAACAUCACUCUUGGGUUCCACAUCUAUGACAGUUACUACAACCCAAGGAUGACCUAUCGCACCACUCUGGACCUGCUUUUCAAAUCCAAGGAAUUUGUCCCUAACUACAAAUGUGACAGUGAGAAAAAUCUCAUGGCCAUCAUUGGAGCACUUCAGACUGAUACUUCAUCCGAUAUGGCAGAAAGUAUAAAUCCCUACAAGAUUCCACAGUUGACCUAUGGCUCUUUUGCCCAAGAAGAGUUUCAGACCGCAACAUUAUCUUCACUUUACUGCAUGGUCCCAAAUGAGGACCAUCAGUACAUUGGAGUUAUGCGACUUCUUCUCCAUUUUGGAUGGACGUGGAUUGGAGUCUUUGUUUUUGAUACAAAUAAGGGAGAGCGUUUUUGGCAAAAACUGCAGUCAUUGCUUUCUGGGAAUGGCAUCUGCUUAGCUUUCACACAAUAUAUUCCACAACUAGUCCACUUGGAAAACUUGUCUGAAUUGCUCCGUGCACACCCAAUUAUUUCUAAUAAACUGAUAGAUCAGAAAGCAAAUGCUUUUCUCGUCUAUGGAGAAUCAUUCACAAUCGUGUGGCUCAGAGUUGUUGCGUUUCUACGUGAUCCUGAAGAUAAAGAGAGUGCAUCAUUUAGAAAGGUUUGGAUCCUGAUGAACCCGAUUGAUUUCAUACUGACAGGGUUUCAAAAGGGUUGGGACCUCCAGAUGUUCCAUGGGGCUCUUUCCUUUGCAGUUCAUUCAAGAGAAGUUCCAGGGUUCAAAGAAUUUCUUCAGGUCAUCAAACCUUCAACCCACAAAGACGGAUUUCUUAAAGACGUUUGGGAACAAUUGUUUGACUGUUCAUUUGCAAAUGCAGAAUUAUCCUCAAUGAUCAGUGAAGCUUGUAGUGCAGAAGAGAAUUUGGAGAAUCUGCCUGGCCCUUUGUUUGAGUUGCAGAUGACUGGCCAAAGCUACAGCAUUUACAAUGCUGUUUAUGCAGUGGCCCAUGCUUUGCAGGAGAUGGCGAGACCAAGAUCUAAACAGGGAGAAAUUCCAAAGUUUGAAUUUCCUGAUCUGCAGCCUUGGCAGCUCCACAAGUUCCUUCAAGGUAUUUCUUUUAACAACUCAGCUGGAGAAAGAGUCUUCUUUAAAGAGAAAAGAGAAGGUCGAGGUGGCUUUGACAUCCUCAACAUGAUCACUUUUCCAAACAGAUCCUUUCAGAGAGUUAAAGUUGGAAUGUUAGAUCCCAGUGCUCCAAAAGGGAAAGAAUUAUGCAUUGAUGAUGAUUUGAUUGUCUGGCACCCAGCUUUUAACCAGGUUCUUCCACUUUCUCGGUGUAAUGACCAUUGUGCCCCAGGAUCCUGGAAGAAAGGGGCUGAAGGAAAACUGUUCUGUUGCUAUGAUUGUGUCCCAUGCCCAGAAGGGAAGAUUUCAAAUCAAAAUGAUAUGGAUGACUGCUUUGAAUGUGCAGAAGAUCAUUAUCCUAAUAAAGAAAAGCAAGGAUGUAUUCAGAAACCGGUGGUCUUUCUAACUUUCGAAGAAACGUUAGGAAUUGGUUUAGCCUCCACUGCUCUUUGUUUCUUCUUCUCGACAUCUUGGGUACUUGGAACUUUUAUUAAGCAGAGGGAUACCCCCAUUGUUAAGGCCAACAACCAGGCUCUCACCUACACCCUGCUUGUCUCUCUUCUGCUCUGCUUUCUCUCCUCUUUUUUCUUCCUCAGCCCACCUGUCAAGGUGACCUGCCUUCUCCGACAAUCCACUUUUGGCAUCACCUUCUCAGUGGCCAUUUCCAGCAUCCUGGCCAAAACCAUCACAGUGGUUGUUGCUUUCAUGGCCACCAAACCAGGUUCCCACAUGAGGAAAUGGGUGGGGAAAAGAUUGGCCUUCUCUACUGUCCUUUCCUGUUCUCUCUUCCAAGUAUGUAUUUGUGUUCUUUGGUUGUCAACAUCUCCCCCAUUCCCUGAGUUGGACAUGCACUCAGAAUCCAAAGAAAUCAUUUUACAAUGCUAUGAGGGCUCAGCCUCCUUUUUCUACUCCGUCUUGGGCUACAUGGGUAUCUUGGCCAUGGCCAGCUUUAUUGUGGCUUUUCUUGCCCGUAAAUUACCUGACAGCUUCAAUGAAGCCAAGUUCAUCACUUUCAGCAUGCUGGCCUUCUGCAGUGUGUGGGUCUCCUUUUUCCCAGCCUAUUUGAGCACCAAAGGAAAAGUCAUGGUAGCUGUGGAGGUCUUCUCCAUCUUGUCCUCCAGUGCUGCCUUACUGGGAUGCAUAUUCUUGCCAAAAUGCUACAUCAUUGUUUUCAGGCCUGAGCUAAACCACAGGGAGCAACUAAUAAAGAGGAAUUAG